Diabrotica virgifera virgifera (western corn rootworm) is the source of this 1762-nucleotide messenger RNA. RefSeq names its product mitochondrial-processing peptidase subunit alpha. Gene Ontology annotation, cellular component: mitochondrion. Gene Ontology annotation, molecular function: metal ion binding; metalloendopeptidase activity. The record is from RefSeq and is a predicted model, not a curated record. The transcript has a single exon. Bases 74 to 1705 code for a protein of 543 amino acids. NCBI's taxonomy places the organism in Eukaryota, Metazoa, Arthropoda, Insecta, Coleoptera, Chrysomelidae.
UAGUUUUGUUUGAAUGAAAUUACACACCACAAUAAUUAAUGCAUUAACUUAAUUGCUUUGCCUAAACCAAGAAAUGGCGUUACAGACAGGCUACAAAUUAACAAGAGCGCUACUACCAAAGAAUCAGCAUCAGUUAUGGAAUGCAUCGAAAACUGUAGAAUAUUGUCUAGCCAAACAAUACACAUCAACAGAUCGCACUGAUUUAACAGGAGGGGCAAAAUCCAAAGUAACUGACAUGCCUCCUAUGAGCGAAGCUGUAAAAGGACUGCCACAAGCUGUCUACGCGAAUUUCAAAGAGGAAGACCAAAAGACGAAGGUAACCAUCCUCUCCAAUGGCUUAACAGUGGCGUCAGAAAACAGAUUCGGUGCUUUCUGCACAGUCGGUGUUGUCAUAGAUUCAGGAUCGAGGUACGAAGUGGCUUAUCCCAGCGGUAUCUCACAUUUUUUGGAAAAACUAGCAUUUAAUUCAACCAAAUUUUAUCCAGACAAAGACGAAAUGAUCAAUAAAUUGGAGAAACAUGGAGGUAUUUGUGACAGUCAGGCUUCUAGGGACACUUUCAUAUACGCUGCUUCUGCAUACACAUCAGGAUUGAAUGACGUUAUUCAAUUACUAGCAGAAGCUACGUUGAGACCAAAUAUAACAUCUGAAGAGUUAUUAAAUGCAAAACAAGCAAUAAAUUUUGAAUUAGAAACCUUAAAUAUGAGACCUGAACAAGAAACCAUUCUUAUGGAUAUGAUUCAUGCUGCUGCUUAUAACGACAACACAUUAGGACUACCAAAACUUUGCCCAUAUGAAAAUGUUAACACAAUCAAUAGAAAUGUGAUUUUGACAUACUUAAAAAAUCAUUAUACUCCCAAAAGAAUCGUUGUGGCUGGAGUAGGAGUAGAACAUUCGAAAUUAGUUGAUGCAGUACAAAAAUUCUUCGUUGAUAUAAAACCUAUCUGGACUGAAAGUAAUUCUGAGGUUAUCAAAGAUGUUAGUGUUGAUUUAAGUGUUUCACAAUAUACCGGAGGAAUAGUGCAUGAAGAAUGUGAAAUCCCUCAGUUUGCAUCUGCUGGUCUUCCAGUGCUGUCUCACGUGGUCGUAGGACUAGAAAGUUGUUCUCAUCAAGACAAAGACUUCAUUGCAACGUGUGUGCUUAAUAUAAUGAUGGGAGGUGGUGGUUCUUUUAGUGCUGGAGGCCCUGGUAAAGGCAUGUACACGAGACUAUACACAAAUGUUUUAAAUAGGUAUCAUUGGAUGUACAGUGCAACGGCAUGCAACCAUGCAUACUCUGAUAGUGGUCUUUUCUGUAUACAUGCAAGUGCACCUCCUACGCAUGUUAGAGACAUGGUCGAAGUGAUAGUAAAAGAAUUAGUGAACAUGCCGAAGAAUAUUACAGAUGAAGAACUGAGAAGAGCUAAAACACAGCUGCAGUCGAUGCUUUUGAUGAAUCUAGAGUCCAGGCCUGUUAUGUUUGAAGAUAUAGGAAGACAAGUACUCGCUUCAGGCCAAAGAAGGAGACCUAAGUACUUUAUAAACGAAAUAGAAAAAAUAAGUAAAGAUGAUAUAGUCAGAGUUGCCAAAAGGUUAUUGAGUUCGCAACCUGCAGUAGCAGCUAGAGGUGACCUCAGGAAAAUGCCAUCAUUAGAAUACAUUCAAGCUGGACUUAUCGAUUCUGAAGGCAGAAUGCCCAAUGGUAGGAAGUUGUCUUUGUUUAGGUAGAUUAAAGAACUAAUUGUAAAAUUAUUUGUAAAAUAUGUAUUAAAAACCUUUUUUUGA